AAAACUUUUUUUUAUUAUUAUUAUUUCCUUCACUCCCACAAAAAUAAAUUUGAAUGAAUAAAGAAAACCAAUCUUUAAGAGCUCGCAACAUGAAUGAAAACAGUGCAUUAAACGCCAAAGAUUCAGAUUCUUUAAAGUCGUUGAUCAAGGAAAAUAUCAGUACUCAACAACGUUCUCACAUGAAGCGUACCUCCAGUUUCAAAAAGAAUGACAACAACGAGAAUAGCAUCAAGUAUGACGAGAACACCAAAGACAGCAAUAAAAAUAAGGGCAAGGUAGAGAACGAAUCCAAAGCACCUUUAACCUCGAGAAGAACAUUUGAAGGCCUAAACCGAACCUCACCCAGUGUCCCACUUUUAUUGCAGAGACCCAACAAGGCGAUGUUAGAGGAAAGAGGGUUACCUGCUGUUGAGUUGCUAAGAUCCGAUACGAGUCAGGCAGAAGAAUCCGCUGUAUUGGACGAAACACAUUUGGUCAAUUUGCAUCAUCGAAUGACCAAGGGUUUAUAUCGUGGCCCUACACAAACCAGUGUGCUCGAGUUGAAAGAAAAAUUAAGCAACAUCAAACACCAAGUGCAACAAAAGGACGAUCACAUCACAACGUUAGGCGACAUGAAAAUGAAGGUCGUGCGUGAGAGAAAGUUACGUAAAUCACAUAUACAAGAGUUAAAAGCAGAGAUUGCAGAGAAGGAAGGGGAGCAAGAGGAAUUACUUGCCAUUCUCAACCCAAUCGAUGAAAAUGAAAAAGUGCAACAAACCAAGCAAAAGCAAGAUUUAAUCGAGGAGUUAUUAAACCAAUUAUCAUUUCUCAAUUAUGAAAUUUCCGAAGCACAAACAACAGCUUAAAAAGAAAGCCUCACUCCAUCUCACUUCAUUAUUACCAUUGCAUUUUCAAUAAAAAAAAAUAAAAAAAAUAAAGCCACAGUGAAUUCUCCUGUUUUAGAAAUGUUU
Messenger RNA from Mucor mucedo, 950 nucleotides. RefSeq lists its product as uncharacterized. The record is from RefSeq and is a predicted model, not a curated record. NCBI's taxonomy places the organism in Eukaryota, Fungi, Mucoromycota, Mucoromycetes, Mucorales, Mucoraceae. The coding region runs from base 54 to 845 and encodes 263 amino acids. The transcript is spliced from 4 exons.